This is a messenger RNA of Pediculus humanus corporis (human body louse), 513 nucleotides long. RefSeq lists its product as uncharacterized. Gene Ontology annotation, cellular component: cilium; intraciliary transport particle A. Gene Ontology annotation, biological process: intraciliary retrograde transport. The transcript has 5 exons. Lineage: Eukaryota; Metazoa; Arthropoda; Insecta; Psocodea; Pediculidae. The record is from RefSeq and is a predicted model, not a curated record. Bases 1 to 513 code for a protein of 170 amino acids.
AUGGAUUUUAAAAAGCUUAGAAAGAGUUCUUCGAAAAAGUUUAUGAAAGGUGGUUUAAGUUUUUUUCUCAGUCCCAGAGAUGAUUCCAAAGAAAGUAAUGUAGGAGCUUCAGGCAGUCACACAGAUUUAAUGUUUAGUAGAAAAAAAAUAAGUGAAUGGAAUAUUGAAAAUGUGAAACCUGAUAAUAAAAGUGACACUGAGGAUAAUAAAAAAGACUACAUUGAUGAUAUUCCAGUAAUACCAAGUAUAGAUGACUUAUGUGACGAUGGGUUAACUUAUGAAAUAGCAAAAGCUCCUUUAGUUGGAGUUAAAAAUAUAGCUACCUAUAAGGAUUUAGAAAAUGAUAUUUUACAACAUUCAGCUUUUGCAAAUUUCGAAGAAGUCAAUUUUAGAUUAUUGAUAAAACUUUUGCAUCCUGAAUCUUAUUUGAAUGAACCUGAUGUAGCCUGGACAAGAGAUGGUUUAUUAUAUGAAUUAUUUAGUAAAAUCAAUGGGAGAAAAUUAUCAGACUAA